UCUCGGGCGGGGGGCUGUAGCUGCUCUUUAUAUGGAUUUAAGGCUGUUGUGUGUGAGACCUGGGGGGUUUUUUAAUCAGUGGCUGUGGCUCAGGUGGUAGAGUGGGUCAUCUGGCAGUCAGAAAGGCAAUGGAUAAGUCCCUGAAUUCUCCUGUCCACAUUUCUGAUUGGAUGCUCAAUUUGGGUAAAAAGGCAUUAUCUCAGCUUCAGUCCAUUUUGUUUAUCACUCUGCUCAUUUGUGUUUAUGUAUAUAUAUUUUUUUGUUUGCUUUUUGCUCACAUUGCCAAUUGUUUUUAGGCCAGGCAGUGGAAACACUGCACACAGUUUCCCCUGUGUGGAAGAUUGAGGAGUUCAAUUAUUAUUUCUCUCUUUUUGUAGAUUAUUUGUAUAAAGGAACUUUAAACUUCCCUUCUCUCAGUUUGACAGUCUUUUACUUCCCCCCCACUUUCACCUAUAUUUUAAAGUGCCACAGUGAUUCAUUUUUAUACCUGUUAGCCAGAGGUAACUGCAGUAUUUGCUUCUUGUUCAUCACAAACAACAUGCUGCCUGUCCUUUUUCUCCUUUUUAUUUCGUUUGAGGGUACAGUUAUAGCCCAAAACAAGACUACGAGUUCACCGACAACUCCAAUGACUCAAAAAGAAACAUUUCCUCCUCUAUGGGUGGUGGCCACGCCGGACUACCCGGUUGCAGCAGGACAAAAAGUCAGCCUAUACUGUAGCAGUUCCAUAAUAUCAGGGACUGGGACUUGGUCAUGGGAACGCCUGCGAAAUCAGAGCUGGGAAAAACAGGGAAACAGUAGGGAACUGAUCCUGACCAAGCCAGAGCAAAGUGGGGAGUACCGCUGCUGUUCUUCAGUUGUCAACUGCGCAAACCAAACCCACACAGUUUACAUCAUUUCAACACAAACCACGGUGGGAGAGAAUUUAGGAAUAGCAGCCUUCGUCUUUUCUUUUCUGAUCUUGAUCAUCAUCAUCGCUGCUUUUAUUUUUUUCUGGCUGGGCUUCCAAAGGACUAGUGGAACGGUGACCACCUCCAGCACUCCAGCAGUUAAAGAUGUUCCUGGACCUGAAAUUACAUCAACGGGAGAUGUUCCACAGCCUGACACAGACGUGUACAUAAACUACACUAACCAAGGCUACGCCGAUGUGGAACCCUCCAACGUGACCUGGGAGGGUGUGUACUCAAGUCUCUCGUGAAAGGAGAUCGAGACAUGCAGUGAAAAGUGGACUGACUAAAACAAGCCUGUUUUUUUUUAACUCUAUCUCUGGGUUAGUUAUUCGAAACUAGCAAAUUUGUUUACUUCCUGACUGAUCAGAUUUUAUCUGUUGCGCAGAAGCUAUCACACCAUAAACGUGGUUAAAACCCAGAGAAGCUGAGUGCAUCUAAGCAGGCGAUAGCGUUUGCACGUUUAUAUUAACUGGAAGCUUCUUGCUUUUCUUCUCCUUUUAAUCGUGACAUUGCAAAACUGAAAAACAUACAAAAGAUUUGUUGUUGUUGUUUUUUACAAAAUAUGAUAACAAAAAGUUAUAGUUAAUACAAAAAUACAAAAUUUGCGGCAACAAAAAAUCUCACAUUAGAAACACAAUUCAUUUCCACAGAUAUACAAUAAAUACACAUACUUACACUAGUUCUGUUUGUUUCAGUGAAUUAUCAGAUUUCUACUACAAGAUAUAAAUGAAAUGUCCCAACACUGAACACCAGAGAGGCAACGUACCCCAGGCAUUAUUGUGUUUGUUCCUUGGUGUCACAAUGCCUGAUUUAACUUGUGUGACAAAAAAUAAUUAAAGUUGUUGUCAGAGAGGACAGACAGUGCAAUUACAACAUACGUUGCUGACAUAAUAUGAGGUGUACCGACACAUGUACGUUACCCUGUAAUUUUCUCCUGCUUUUGUGUCCUAAUGUUGUGUCAAACAACGCGGCAGGAUUUGUGUGAGAAGAUGUCUUGUGUCGUCAUCGAGUGAUGCUAUCGUUCUGUAAA
Molecule: messenger RNA, 1977 nt
Organism: Oreochromis niloticus (Nile tilapia)
Lineage: Eukaryota; Metazoa; Chordata; Actinopteri; Cichliformes; Cichlidae
Exons: 6
Coding region: 539-1195 (218 amino acids)
Source: RefSeq, a predicted model, not a curated record